UAAAAGACGGUUCCCAAAUGACAACACCAUCAACAGCAAAAGUAAGGUGGGGAAAACCUCACCAAUUUGGACAUACUUCCUAAUGACAGAUUCUGGAUCACCUGCUUUGAUGACUUGGACAACUCUAUGGAGACAGAUACAACUGAAAUUGUGAAUGAAAAUGGUGAGCUGACUGGUUUUGAGGAGUGGUCUGUAGAUGGUGUGGUUCAUACUAGUGUUGCUUCCACAAGUAAUUCCUCUGUUCCUAUAUCUAAAAGUUUAAGUACAGUUACCACAGCUACCAUAACCACUACGGCCAGCACAUCCACUAUGUAUGAUACUUUUACCACUCCUGGCACAUCCACCACACCUAGUUCAUCAGUUACAUCUAACACUUUUACCAAGCCUAGGAGAUCUACCAAACUUAAAACAUUCACCAAAUUUAAAUCAUCUUUCACACCAAACAUAACAACUACAUUGAACACACCUAUCACACCUACAAUAUCCAUCCCACUUGAUAUAUCCAGCACACAAAACAUACUCCCCACACAAAGUACAUCCUCUACAUCCAACAUAGCUAAUACAUCAGCAUUUACAUCUAGCACAUUUGUUGCAAAUGGCACCAUAUCUGCUAAGCCUCACACAACCACCACACUUACCAAGACAAGUAUUGCACCUCACAAAACCAUUGUAACUAGCACAUGCACUACACUUGUCAGCAAAACAAAAUCUUGCAGUACAGCUACUUCCACUUCAACCUCACAGACUAGUAUACCCAUAUCACUGAUGUCAACAUUUAGUACCAUUACCACUACACAAGCUGGCUCCACAAUAUGUGAUAGUAUUUCUACAUAUGGUUGUAAAAUCAAUACUGUUGAGAGUAAAACCACUGCACAGACCUCCAUACCCAAAAUACAUCGAGGUUUAACCAGUACUGCAGCAACAGCCCUUACUGUUGCUGCAUCAAAUAUUGACCUUACCUAUACAUCUCCCACAUCAGUAUCACCAGACAGUUCCAUCCAUAUAUCUCCCUUAAUAUCCUCAGACAACACCACCCAUACACUUGUUCCCAUAGCAUCUCCAAACACAACAAUGGAAAUUCGUGCCAGAGCAUCACCUAGUAAUACAACAUCCAUUGGUACUCUUCCUGAUUCUUCUACACAUACAUUUUUUUCUAUUCCACAUAGUCACUCCAAUAUGUCUGAAGAUAACAGACCUAUCAGUCCAAUCCCAAUGUCCUUUGAACCUAAAAUUCUUCAAGUGUACAACCCUGCUGAUGCCCAAAAGCUGUAUGACAUGCUUGAUUCUCCUGAUCCUGACUCUAAGAAACCACACAAGAGUGUCUCUGUCAUGACAAGUCAACUUUCUAACAGUGAGUUGGAAGGAGGAAUUACAAAAUCUCCUGACUGUACAAAAGCAGAGAACAAGUCCGAAAAAAUGCAUAAACAGACCAACAUAGAUUUUACAUAUGCAAUUCCAACCUGUAGGAUGGAUAAAAAUAGUGUAACAAAGAUAAGGGUUAAGGAUUAUUGUAACUUGUUUCCACACAUUUCAAAACCAAAGAAUGCUAACAGUAUUAGUCAGCCAUCAACCACUUCAGAUAUGAACAGUCAUCAACUGUCAACUCCAUUUCUGGAGAACAAAAAAGAGGAUAUUUCAUUUGCCAUAAAAUUCCUGCAGCAGCAGCAGCUUCAAUAUAAAAGAAACAAUCAACAACCUACACAGAUUAAUAGCAACAUAUCACAAAGCUUGAAAUACAGCAAUGCCCAACAGUCAACACUCACUGAAGACCAUGAACAACAUUUAGUUGUAAUUGACAACAAAGAGCAACAACCAAUUUCAGUCUCUACUAACAUACAAAGUUUAUCUACGCUUAACAAAAGCAACUGGCCAGCAUCGUGCAAUAUACAACAGCCGGUUGUACCCUUUGGCAGUAGUCAACAAUCAUUAUCAGUAAACAGUAACCGGCAGCAGCAAAUUUCAGGCAACAGUAAAAGCCAAAAGAUACCAGAAGUCAUUGGCAGCACUAAGCGACAAUUCCUUGUCUUGAGUAGUAAUGCACAAUGCUCAGCAUUGAACAGUAGUAACCAGCAGCCAACACCAGGCAACAACCAAGACUCAACUCCAGUUCCUAACAAGAUUCAACAGUCAGCUCCGCUCAUGAACAAUAAGCAGCCAUCAAUUUCAGUUGUCAGUAGUAGCAAAUUGUUAGCUCAACCCACAAUUUGCAGACACCAGCCAACUCCUGUUACCACUAAUAAACAGUUGUUAACUUCGCUUGGUAUUGUUAAGCAGCAGUCAAGUUUAAUCAUCAACAACAAGCAACAGACCAUCCCAGUCUUCAGUAGCAGGCAACAGACAGACCCAGUUGUCAGCAGAAGACAACAAACCACUCUAGUCUUCAACACCAGGCAACAGACUACCCCAGUCUUCAGCACCAGGCAACAGACUACCCCAGUCUUCAGCACCAGGCAACAGACUACCCCAGUCUUCAGCACCAGGCAACAGACUACCCCAGUCUUCAGCACCAGGCAACAAACAGGCUCAUUUGUCAACAGUAGGCAACAAACAAACCCACUUGUCAGGACCACCCCAGUCUUCAGUACCAUGCAACAGGUGGACCCAGUUGUUAGAUACCUGUCAACUUCAGUUACCAGCAGCAAGGAACAAUCAGCUUUACACAUGAACUCAAGUUAUAAUCAACAGCCAGCCCCAGUCAUCAGCAGCAGGCAACAGUUGACAGCUUCUCUAAGCUCCAAAGAACAGUCAACUCCAGGGACAGAUAACAAUCAGUUCAUUCCAGUGAUGAGUAUACAGCAGUCACUUACAGAUGUAAGAGAUCAGGACCAAUCUUUGCCAUCUCCUGGUAUAAAAUGCCAGGCAAGUCAGUACAAAGUCAAUGAUCAGCAAAUCAAAUAUGUUAUGAGUAAUUAUGAACAGAUGACUACAAACAGGAGUGAUGACAAUAAGACUUAUCCAGACAACCAUCAUGUAAUUAGAACCAUAACUAAAAUCCCCCAUGCAACUUCAGCUGUGAGUAAUCUCCAAGAAUCACCUCCAGUGAUGAGUAAGGUCCAACAAAAAAGUUCACACAUGACCAGUGUUUAUCAUACCAUUCCAUUAGUGGGUGAAAACCAGCCAAAAAUCUCACAUACGGGUCAUGUUGAGCCAAUAAUUCAGCACACAAGUAUUGAAUACUUAAUUCCGGAGAAACAAAUUAUUCCCAUCAUAAGCAACACACAACUGACAUCAAUACCUACAACCUUGACAGAACCAGUACUGACUGUGAGUAACAUGCAGCCUGAUUCUUCUACAGUGCCACAAGUUAGCUAUAGUAUGUUAGCACCAGUAGUGACCUCACAUACAAAUGAAAGUCUUAAAAAACAAUCUGCUUCUGCACCAUGGCAAUUUAUAGCUUCACCUCAUAGAAACACUGAGCCACAACAAUAUAUGAUGAUUUUACCCAAGGAAAUAGAACACAAGACACCAGAGUUAACAGUAAAGUCAAUGGAAAAAGUGAAGUCAACAAUGCAUGUGAAGGAUAGUACAAGUUAUGGGAAUAAAAGCAAUCGUGCAAAAGUGGAAGGUAGACAAAUUAAGCAGACUGCCAGGAAGUCUACAAAAGCCCGUCCCACCAAAAGUAAACUUGCUGCACAACUUGACAAGCUGUUUGUUGAUGUUGGGAUAUUAAGCACCGAGACACAGCAUUCCAUGACAGAGAAUAAUGAGAUUGUUUCUGAAGCUGACAGAAUAAAAGGUGGAGUAACUGAUAAUUCAGCAGGUAUGCCAAUGACUUGGGAUUUCUCAUCAAAUGAGACUAAUUGUGACAAAAAUAAUUUUCUACAGCCCCAGGUAUUGAGUGGCCUUCCUGAAAUGGCAAAUGCAUCAAACACUGUACAAAGUUUCAAUAACAUUUCAGAUAGCACCAAGGUCAGACCACCACCUCCUUUGAAGCAGUUCUUUCCCCAAACUAAAAGAAAGGUAACCAGGGUUACUUGUCCCCCACUAACACCUUUACAUAAAAUGACUAAGCUUUCACCAGAAGCGUCUGAAUAUUGGCGCUCAUCCAGUACCAAAAAGACAGACAUCAUCUAAUCUUUCUGACAACAGUUCCAGGUUCCUUCCCCCAGCUACAUGAUUAGGAACACUAUAUCUCAAAAUAUGGACUAGUGAGCAUCUACUAUGUAUUAUACUAAUACUGUACGACACAUUUCCCUAUUGUAAGUAUGUAGUACAGUCAAACUUUGCAUUACAAGUUUAAUUAGUUACAUGACUAAGCUCAUUCUGCAAAUCAGCAAGGAAGACAAUAGAGUUGAUUGUUAUCAUUUGGAAGGAAAGUCUUAGGGCCACACAACUACAGUAAUUAUUGUAAAAUGAUUAAAAGAAAAAUGCUGAGAAAGCACAAUAGGGAUGUUUCUCCAAUGAGAUAUCCAUGUAGGCUGAGCGAGUGGUGGUCAUGUUUGUCAGGAGAGUGAGUGACAGCCUAACAGUCACUGUAUGAACCUUGCUCGCAAUAUAGAUUUUCAUUCAUAGAACAAAUAGAUUUGCUCAAGUCUUGACUUAUAUCACAAAUUACUCAUUAUCUGGUGAUGUUUAAUGAGGGGUUCCACUGUAGUUUAGGGCCACAUCUAUGCAUCUGUUGCCUAAUAGAUAAAUGAAUGCUGCCAAUUUAAAUGCAAUUGAAUUUGAAUUCCAAUGGCAAUUUAAAGUGAAAUAUUUGAGGUUAUUUAUUAACUUUUUGUGUACCAAGUAAUAUUUUUAGAUAACACUAAAAACUAUAAAUUCAAGUUUUCUUUAAUAUCAUGAAUUUCAUCAUGCUGUCCUUCUUUACAUUAUUUUCAUUUGCCAAUAAGUAGCCCAAUCAUUUAAUUUGUCAAGGUCUUGUUGUAGGGCAUCACAGUCUUUCUAAUUUAUCACUCCAUUAUUUUGGCUUCAUUUGCAAACAUACUUAUAUAGCCUUCCUUCUAUGCCUUCAACCAUGUCAUUAACAUAUGCAUAUUGCAAACAUAAUUAGUGCCAGGACACAUCCUUGUGGAACAAUGCUUAUUACCUUUUUUCCAGUUUGAUUUGUUAUUCUGAAUUACUGUCGUUAUUUCUCUAUUACAUAAAAGUCCUCCAUCCAUUCUAAAAUUGUUUACCCUGAUGUCCAUCGUGUGUGUGUGUGUGUGUGUGUGUGUGUGUAUUUACCUAAUUGUACAUUACAGGGUUCAAGCGGUGACCUGUCUCCAUAUCUUAUUUUAUUCAAAUUUUUCUUAAAUUGUGCACACAUUCUUCUGCUACAAUGUCAUCAUUCAAGCUGUUCCAGAUGUACACCAUCAUAUGUGGAAAACUAAACAUUUUAUUGUUUUUCAAACAUUGACUUUUCCUGAUCUUUGAGUCCUCUUGUCUGUCUAUCUCCAUCUUCAAUCAGUGAUACCAGAUCUUGUCUAACUAUCUUUUCCAUACUGUUCACUAACUUGUACAUCAUUAUUAGAUCUCUCUCCCAUCUAUUCUUCAAAGUUAGUAGUUCCAUUUUCUUUAGUCUACCUAGUCUACCUUCAUAGGGAAGGUUCUUUAUUUCUGGCACCAUCUUUGGGGCUAUCCUUUGGAUUCUUUCUAAUUUCCUGAUGUCCCUUAGCAUUUGUGCUGGAUAUUCAAAUCUAGGUCUUAUAAUUGUGGUUAUGAUCUUUCUCAUCAUAAUCUUGUCCAUGUAGUUAAAUACCACACUGAUAUUUGUUAGUCUUAUAUGUUGAAGCAAGUAACCCAUUCAUGUGCCUUUCUGGUUUCAGGAUGUCUUGUAUAAUCACUCCCACGUCUUUCUCUUCCGUCUUUUUCAUUAUAACCUCUUCUCCAAUUUUGUACUCCAACAUAGGCCUUCUAUUACUUUUACCCAUUUCCAUUACAUGACAUUAUUUAGCAUUAAAUUCUUAUUUCCACAUCCAUUCCCAGAUGUUAUUGAUAUCCUACUGCAAUUCCAUACAAUCCUCAUUGUUCCUUAUUACUCUCAAGAGUUUUGCAUCAUCACCAAACAAAUUUAUGUAGCAACUCAGGUUCUCCUGUAUAUUGUUAAAAUAUAUUUGAAACAUUGGUACCAGCAAUGACCCCUGUGGUACACUAGUUACUGUGCUCCAACUUGAUAGGGUGUCUCUUAUCAGUCCUCAUUUGUCUCCCUAUUAACUAGUCCCUCAUGAUACUUCCCAGUAUUCUUCCUAUAUGUUCUAUUUUCCAUAGGAGUCUUCUAUGUACUAUGUCAAAAACAUUUUUUAUAUCUAAAUACACUGUAUCCACCCAUCCAUCUCUCCCUUGUACCUCAUCUGUUGUGUGUGUGUGUGUGUGUGUGUGUGUGUGUGUGUACUCUUACUCAUUUCACUUUCUGCUAUAUAGUAGUUUCCAUAUUGCCAAAUUAUCAUCAAAUGAUUUACUCCCAUCAUCCAUUCUCACACCAAUCUUAAAAUAUUUGAUAUGAAUUCAAUGUGCAGGAGAUGUUGCUUCAUUAUUCACAAACCUGUAUUAAGUGUGAUGUCAGCAAAUUAGCCUCUUGAAAAUCAAAUGAUGCUUACACUGUAUUAUAAUAAUCAAUACAUAUACAGUGGAUCCUCUAAUUAUGAGAAAAUUUUGAGAUGCGAGCUGUCACUUGGUUCAUUUGACCACAAGUUCCAGGUACAUAUACUGCUGCAAAUUGGUGAGUCAAAUGCGACAUCCACCCAACACCCCACUUCCAAUGUGUUCAGUUCACGUCUUUUACCAUGAAAGUAUUUCUCGUGCUGUGUGAACAUCUCAUGUUUUUAAUGAAAUUUUUGGGGAAUAAAUUUCUUUUAUAUCACCUUGAAUGCUAAGCCCCACCUCCACCCUCCACCUUACACCAGCACCUUCCAUUACCCCAAGAUGUUUCAUCUCCAUGUAAAUACAACUAGUUUAUUUCUUUACUUUCUCUUUUGUUAUUUCUUAUUACCUAUGUUUUUAUACAAUAUUUUUUGUAAAUAAUUUUUCUUGUCUAAAAAACAUAAAAAAAUGCUUGUGUGGAGGGUUGGGACAGAUUAAUGGGAUUUCAGUUAAUUUCAAUGGGGAAAAUUUAUUUGAUAUAUGAGCAAAUUAAGUUAUGAUGUCUGCCAUGGAGCCAAUGAAACUCAUAAGUCAAGGUACCACUGUACGUAUUUAAUGAUUUACUUCAAAGAAUACUACUAUAAUGCUACAAUGUUAAGUCAUUGUAAAUUGAUCUAUAACAAUAUAUAUAUUUUUGUAAAGACAGUUUUCAUUGAUAGGCUCUAUUUUUAUACAUAUUGAAGUGAAAAUUGUUUAGCAGAAAUACUUUAGACUGAGAGUGUCAUGAAGUCUGGUUUUCUCUACAUUUCAUGAUAUAAACUCACUCAUUUCAUGAUGGAAUUACAUUCAGGUAGAGAAAAAUAUGAAAUACUGUAUACUGAAAAAUACAUUACUCAACAUUUGAAUAUAAUAUUUCUAAUAAUGUAAUUCAGUUACAUAUGCAUGAUAUAACUGCAUUUAUUCUAUGUUGUACUAUCAUGAAAAAUGUGAAUUAAUUGUAGAAAAUAUCAUAACUUGAAGAACUUUCAGAUUUUGUAUGUUUAUAAUUCUUAAUUUGGAUGAAUUUAUCUUGGUGUUAUAUGAAUUUAUUGAGACCUCGGCAGCUGUAACAGAUUGUAGGAUAAAUGUUUUACUUGCCUCAGGGACUUGAUGUAAGAAUGUAUUAUCUUAUACAGUGAAGAUGUUACAAAUAAAUAUUACCAUAUUAUGAUGAUUGGAUGUAGUAUUUGAUUUUCUAAGAGCUACAGCUAUCCGAGAAUAUUUUGCCUAAAUAAAACACUGUACUACAAUGUUAUAAGAUUUAUCCAAUUUUGCAGGAUAUUCUUCUCUUUCUCACUGUAAUUUUCAUCCCCAUGGAAAUAAAAUUUACUGCUAAUG
Molecule: messenger RNA, 7878 nt
Organism: Portunus trituberculatus (swimming crab)
Lineage: Eukaryota; Metazoa; Arthropoda; Malacostraca; Decapoda; Portunidae
Exons: 2
Coding region: 127-4074 (1315 amino acids)
Molecular function (GO): DNA binding
Source: RefSeq, a predicted model, not a curated record